AUGGCUACUACGACCUAUACCAAAUUCAACGAGGACACCGAAGCCCUCGAGGUCGCAGAGGCAUUUGCUUCAGGAAUCCGCGGCAAGACUAUUAUCGUUACUGGUGUCAAUCGCGGUGGUAUCGGGUUUUCGACCGCACAAGCCUUCGCCUCUCAAUCGCCCUCCCACCUGAUUAUUACCGGUCGCAACCCCGUCAAAAUCCAGGAGUCCAUCGACGCCCUCAGAACUGAGUUCCCUGAUGUGAACUAUCGUGGUCUCCAAGUGGACCUCUCCAAUCAGAAAUCGGUUCGGAAUGCAGCUACGGAGGUCCUAAACUGGGCUGACGUGCCCAUGAUCAACAUUGUAGUCAACAGUGCAGGGAUCAUGGGCAUCCAGAAACGCACAUUAAGCCCGGAUGGUAUCGAGCUGCACUUUGCAACAAACCACCUAGGGCACUGGCUCCUCGCCUGCUUGAUCAUGCCAAAGUUGAUCAAGGCUGCUGAGAGCAACCCCAUGGGCGCCACACGCAUCGUCAACGUGAGCUCCGCUUCGCCCCAGGUAUCCGGCAUGCGAUGGAGCGACAUGAACUUCGACAAGAAGAACAAAAGUCUGCCGGUGGAAGAACAGCCCGAUUACCCCUGGUUCGCGAUGUGUGGAUGCCGAGACAUCGAGGACGCCUCGUAUGUUCAUCUCGAUGGUUACAACCGUAGCAAGGUUGCGAAUGUGCUUUUCGGCAUCGCUGCGAACAAGCGGUUGUUCGAGAAGUACGGAAUCCUGACCGUAUCGUUACACCCAGGAGUCAUAGAGACUGAGCUGGGCCGGAACAUGUCCCCGGAAGAUCUGGGGGCAUUUGCGGAGUUGAGAAAGAGUGUUUUCAAACCGAGAACGUUGGGCGCAGGGGCUUCAACUAGUUUGGUCGCUGCGUUGGACCCAAUGCUGGCUCAAGGGGUAGGAAAACGCAGAAGCGGGAGCGAAAAUUGGGGACCGUAUCUGGAUAAUUGUCAGAUUAGUGGUAAAGCGCAUCCCCUUGCAGUGUCUAGCCAGGAGGCUGAGAAGCUCUGGGAUGUAUCCGAGAAGUUGGUUGGACAGGCUUUCACGUGGUGA
Aspergillus pseudotamarii is the source of this 1083-nucleotide messenger RNA. Its product is annotated as NAD(P)-binding protein. Bases 1 to 1083 code for a protein of 360 amino acids. The record is from RefSeq and is a predicted model, not a curated record. Lineage: Eukaryota; Fungi; Ascomycota; Eurotiomycetes; Eurotiales; Aspergillaceae. The transcript has 2 exons.